Drosophila ananassae is the source of this 3072-nucleotide messenger RNA. RefSeq lists its product as uncharacterized. The transcript is spliced from 3 exons. The record is from RefSeq and is a predicted model, not a curated record. NCBI's taxonomy places the organism in Eukaryota, Metazoa, Arthropoda, Insecta, Diptera, Drosophilidae. The coding region runs from base 1 to 3072 and encodes 1023 amino acids.
AUGCGAUGGAUAGGACAAGGUUGCCUUAGGAAGAAGAACUGCGACAUUUACUACAGCUGCCAUCCAGAACGGCAUGAAUUUGGCUGUGGCUUCGUUGUAGGCGCCAGACUGCGGCGCCGGGUCUCUCACUUUCUGCCAAUAAACGAGAGACUUGCAACGAUCCGAAUUACUGCCAAAUUCUUCAACAUCAGCCUGAUAUGUGCGCAUGCCCCAACCGAAGAAAAGGACGAUGUCACCAAGGAUGCUUUCUAUGCGGAGCUCGACCGGGCUUACGGACGCUGUCCUUCCCAUGACAUUAAGAUCCUCCUUGGGGAUUUUAAUGCCAAGGUAGGGCGAGAAGACAUCUUUGGUGCCACCGUCGGGCAAUUUAGUCUACACGAGACCACCUCGAGCAAUGGUCUCAGAUUAAUAGGCUUUGCUGCAGCGCAUAAUAUGGUAGUUCGUAGUACUGGGUUUCGUCAUUUGGACAUACACAAGGCAUCAUGGCUCUCUCCUGAUCGACUGACCAGAAAUCAGAUCGAUCAUGUUGUGAUCGAUGCAAGGCAUGCAUCUAACGUACUCGACGUGCGAUCCUGUCGGGGUCCCAACAUCGACUCCGACCAUUAUCUUGUUGCAGCUAAGAUUCGCACACGGCUAUGUGUUGCGAAGGUUGCACGUCGAGGACUGUUGAGAAAGCUGGACAUCGGGAAGCUGCAAUCACAACGGACAAGGGAUGCAUUCUCCACUCAAGUCACAGGCCUACUGAGCCGAGCAACUCCAACACCUGAAGACAUCAGCAAUAUGUGGGCACUCAUAUCCCACUCCCUGCGAACUUCUGCAGAAGAGGUCAUCGGAUUCCAACGUACCCCAAAGAGGAAUCCAUGGUACGACCAGGAGUGUCGCGACGCAACAGCUGCAAAAGACGCCGCCUACGGAAGAACACUGCAAGCUGGGGCCACAAGGGCUGUUGUCGAGGUCUACAGGUCAAGGAGGAGAGAUGAGAAACGCCUCUUCAGACGCAAGAAGAGAGAACAGGAGAGGCGUGAGUGUGAGAGCAUUGAGAGCAGCAGAGACCGGAAUGAAGCUCGUAACUUCUACCAGAGGGUUAAGCGUCUGACCCAAGGUUUUAAGACUGGAGGAGUUGCGUGCAAGGACGAUGACGGAAACCUAAUCACAGAUGCAGAGAUUGUGCUGAGGUUAUGGAGGGAUCACUUCUCAAGUCUAUUAGCUGGCUCUGGCCAUGAUGACUAUGGAGAGUAUGAUCCACAAACCCCAAUCUAUGGUACUGAUGUGGACGUACCGACCCCAAGCCAUGCCGAAGUCAAGGAUGCAACCCAACGACUUAAAAACAAUAAAACCGCAGGUGCUGACGGCCUGCCGGCUGAAUUGUUUAAGGCUGCUGGUGAUAUGUUGGUAGGGAGCAUGCACAAACUAAUCAGCAAGAUAUGGCUUACGGAGAGCAUGCCCGACGAUUGGAACCACAGCAUGAUCUGUCCUAUCCUGAAGAAGGGUGAUGCCACAUUGCGCACCAAUUACCGUGGCAUUAGUCUUCUUCCAGUCGCAUACAAGGUCCUUACGAGCGUACUGUGUGAAAACCUGAAACCCCAUGCCGAAGCACUGAUUGGACCUUAUCAGUGCGGGUUCAGGCCUGGCAAAUCCACUAUUGACCAGAUUUUCACCUUGCGCCAAAUCCUGGAGAAGUCCUACGAAAAUCAGAUCGACACAUAUCACCUCUUCGUCGAUUACAAGGCAGCAUUCGAUAGUCCCCGGCGAGAUCGCCUAUAUGCCGCCAUGUCUGAGCUUGGUAUACCAGCAAAGCUAAUACGGCUUUGCAUGAUGACAUUGAGCAACACCAUCAGCUCUGUCAGGGUAGGAAAUGACCAAUCUGAAACCUUUUAUACCAAGUGUGGUCUCAGACAAGGCGACUCGCUGUCUUGUAUGCUCUUCAACAUUCUAAUGGAGAGUAUUAUAAGGAAGGCUGGUGUGCAUCGGACGGGCACUAUUCUAACAAACAGAUGUGUCCAACUCCUUGGCUACGCUGAUGAUAUUGAUAUCAUUGGCCGAACCAAGCGUGAUGUUACAGCAGCCUUCGGGGCUAUUGAAAAAGAGUCAGCUAAAGUAGGACUGGCAGUUAACAUGGAUAAGACAAAGUUUAUGGUGUGCUCUAGCAGGGAAUCGCGGCGUCUUGAUUCCCAGCUAUCUGCAGGAAGCCAUAGCUUUGAGUCCGUGAAGGAAUUCAUUUACCUUGGAUCUGCAAUAUCUAGCACAAAUGAUGUCAGCCUGGAGAUUAAGCGGAGAAUCACACUUGCCAACAGGUGCUACUUUGGGCUCAUACUCUUAUAUGGUGCGGAGUGCUGGACAGUGGUGCAAUCCGAUGCAGCUGCUCUUGGAGUGUUCGAGAGAAAGAUUCUCCGCAAAAUCUUUGGUCCAAUCUGCGUUGGCGAUGCUUAUCGCACCAGAUGGAACCACGAGCUGUAUGAGCUGUACGGGGAUGUUGAUAUAGUAAGCCGAGUCAAAAUUCAAAGACUCCGCUGGCUGGGUCACAUCGCCCGUAUGGAAGAAGACGCUCCGGCUCGUAAGGUAUUUGAUGCGGUAAUCGUCGGAAAACGGAGGAGAGGACGACCCCGGAUACGUUGGCAGGACCAGGUGAUGGAAGCCCUGUCUACAUCUGGUGUUACCAACUGGCGAGCGCGGGCCCAGGACAGGAAAGCGCGUCCCACGACAUGUAGGCGGGGCGGCUACAAGCUGGACGGGGCCCAGCAAUUUGGAACCCCUUACAAUUGCGGUCGACGGAAUAAUAAUCGUCAACGAAAAUUAACGAGGAUUACUAUCGAUGACGGUCCCACAACAUCUAUAAUAGGGUACCACCUUAGUACUUUCGAGAGGAAGGCGAUGAGCAACGACUCCGUGUAUCUGAACCUCAACUACGCUGUGAAUAAGAGCCCGGGUAUUGCGGCCUCCGCUCUAAUUAACAUCAUGGGACACGAUCACAUACUAAGUUUGCCACUACUACAGCGGUUGAACGAGCAUAACCUGCGUUUGAUGCAGGAGCUCAGAGAUGACUUGUCGGCCGGAGGAUUCCCGAAGAUUUGA